CGAAUUCAAGGUUUAAGCCCACUAUUGCCAUUCAUUCUCCAUAUAAUUAACUCACUUCGCCAUCUUUUCUCUCAUUCUCUUUUCCCAUUUUUUUUAUUCUAUCUCAAGAGAUGUUGGGAAUCAUGCAAUGCCACUCCCACUCGGCGUAUGAUUCUGAAUCUCUUUGCUCACAGCCUAGUCUUCGGUCGGUUCCUUCACUUUCCUCACAACCCCAUCACCAGAAAUUCCUCUCCGGCAUCGACCACCACUGCCUCGCCACUCUCAAGGGUCACCAGAGUUAUAUAUCCUCGCUCACCCUAGCUGGAAAGUUCCUCUAUGGUGGCUCCUCAGACAAAGAAAUCCGAUUUUGGAAACGAAACCAGCUGGACUCAGAACUAGAUCAUGAAAGCCUAUGCAACAACGUAGUAGCUGUGGGGAAAGGUGCAGUGAAAUCUCUUGUAGUUUUAGCUGAUAAACUCUUUAGCGCUCAUCAAGACCACAAAAUCCGAGUAUGGAAAAUCAGCAACCAAGAACCUGAUCAACAAAAAUAUACCCAUUUAGCCACGCUACCCACACUUGGUGACCGAGCCUUAAAGAUUCUAUUACCAAAGAACCAGGUUCAGAUUAGAAGACACAAAACAUGCACAUGGGUUCAUCACGUCGAUACAGUCUCUGCACUUGCCUUGUCAAAGGACGAGUCCCUUCUGUAUUCCGUUUCAUGGGAUAGGACACUGAAGAUAUGGAGGACAAGUGACUUCAAAUGUUUGGAGUCAGUAUUCAGUGCACACGAUGAUGCCAUAAACGCAGUGGCAGCUUCAAGUGAUGGCGAUGUAUAUACAGGAUCAGCAGACAAGAAAAUCAAGGUGUGGAGGAAAAGUUCAGGGGAGAAGAAGCAUUCCCUAGUGGAUACGUUAGAGAGACACAACUCAGGGAUUAACGCCCUGGCACUAGGCACCGAUGGGUCUGUUCUAUACUCCGGUUCCUGCGAUCGGUCCAUACUGGUGUGGGAGAAGGAUGGCGGCGACGGUGGCAUGGUAGUUAUGGGUGCUCUAAGAGGACAUACACAGUCCAUAUUGUGCUUAGUAGUUGUGUGUGAUUUGGUGUGUAGUGGUUCUGCAGACAAAACCAUAAGAGUUUGGAAAUGUGUUGAAAGGAAUUAUUCAUGUUUGGCAGUAUUGGAAGGGCAUAAAGGGCCUGUCAAGUGCUUGACAGCAACAAUUGACGAGCACAACCAUUCUCAUACAUCGUACCUUAUUUACAGUGGGAGUUUGGAUUGUGAUAUGAAGGUGUGGCGGCUUAAUGUCCCUAUUCAUCUCUAGCAGAACUAUGACAAAUUCUGUACUUAACAAAUGAUUUGAAAGGAAAUUGCAGUUCCCUGCCUUUUUAUUUUUUA
Molecule: messenger RNA, 1372 nt
Organism: Manihot esculenta (cassava)
Lineage: Eukaryota; Viridiplantae; Streptophyta; Magnoliopsida; Malpighiales; Euphorbiaceae
Product: protein JINGUBANG
Exons: 1
Coding region: 111-1298 (395 amino acids)
Molecular function (GO): protein binding
Source: RefSeq, a predicted model, not a curated record